Haemorhous mexicanus (house finch) is the source of this 1760-nucleotide messenger RNA. Its product is annotated as zinc finger protein 239-like. NCBI's taxonomy places the organism in Eukaryota, Metazoa, Chordata, Aves, Passeriformes, Fringillidae. The transcript has 2 exons. Gene Ontology annotation, biological process: regulation of transcription by RNA polymerase II. The coding region runs from base 41 to 985 and encodes 314 amino acids. The record is from RefSeq and is a predicted model, not a curated record. Gene Ontology annotation, molecular function: DNA-binding transcription factor activity; RNA polymerase II cis-regulatory region sequence-specific DNA binding.
UCCCAUUGCCAACCCCUGGGAGGCUCCAAGGAAGAGGAAGAUGCCCCGGGACACUGAGGCAGAGCAGGAGCUGAGCAUGGAGAGGAGGGAGGACAAAUCCCCACGGCAGAAUCUGGCAGCAGAGGCCAUUUUGAGCGGCUCCACGGCGCAGGAACCCAACGGGGAGGAAAAGCCCCGGAGAUCCCGCACGAGGAGGGGCUGCAAAUGCAGAUGGCGGGGAUCUGAGGGGGAAAGAGCCAGCCUGGGCUGGGAAGGCGGCCAGAGAUGGAGCCAGAGCUCAGAGCUGGUGGUGCAUGAGCAGCUCCAUGAUGGGGAGAAGCCCCACAAGUGUGGGGAGUGUGGGAAGAGCUUCAGGUGGAACUCUGAGCUGAUCAGGCACCAGAGGACCCACACUGGGGAACGGCCCUACGAGUGUGAUCAAUGCAGGAAGAGGUUUCAGACCAGCUCUGAUCUCCUCAAGCACCAGCGCACUCACACAGAGGAGAGGCCCUUCCGCUGCCCCGACUGCGGGCAGGGCUUCAGGCGAAAUGACCAUCUUGUCAUGCACCAACGCAUCCACACUGGGGAGAGGCCCCACGAGUGUGGGGAAUGUGGGAAGAGCUUCAGCCGGAGCUCCAACCUGAUCAGUCACCGGAGAACCCACACCGGGGAGAGGCCCCACGAGUGUGGGGAGUGUGGGAAGAGCUUCAGCCGGCAUUCCAACCUGAUCCUCCACCAAAAGAUCCACACAGGGGAGAGGCCCUACGAGUGUUCCAAGUGUGGAAAGAGGUUUCGGAGCAACUCCCAUCUCCUCCUGCACUAUCGGAUUCACAGAGAGGAGAGGCCCUUCCAGUGCCCUGACUGCGGGAAGGGAUUCAAGCACAACUCCACCCUCAUCACCCACUGGCGCAUCCACACUGGGGAGAGGCCCUACGAGUGUCCCCAGUGUGGGAAGAGCUUCUCACGGAGCUCUACCUUGACCCAACACCAACGGAGGCACCGGUAAGGGAAGUCCUGCGAGUGCCCCAAGUGUGGGAAGAGCUUCGUGUGCUGCUCCAGCUCCAUCCCCCACUGGAGGAGCCACAUUGGGCACAGCCCUGGUCACCCACAUUCCCUGUGAUCCAUAUUGGGAACACACCUGGCUGCUUCUCCUGUUGGUUUGGCCUUAAUUUUCUUCUGAUUCAUCUUCAUCCCUUAAAAACAUCACAAACAGGGUUAAAUAAAUGAAAUUGAUCAAAGAUAUCUAAAGUCCCACCAUUUCUCAGGUGUUUGAGGGGGAAUUUAGGAUUUGGGGACACAUUCUGUGUGGAGUGCCCCUGUUGCUAAAAAGGCAGGAAUUUGAUCUCACCCCUCUUGUGUUGCUAAGAUCUCCUCCCCUGGCCCAAACCCAAACUCCACCCCUGGCAUGCCCUAUAAAAACCCCAGGCCCUGCCUUUGCCCUGUUUUUUGGGGUCAGAAAUGAAUUCUGGAGCUCUCUGAAACCAGGACCCGUCUCGUUUGUUCCCGGCACCGGCAGCUGCAGCCUCCCUGGGCACCAUGAACUCUGGAGAAUGGGGGCAGCCAGUGAGGACAUGUCCUGGAUUGCAAGAUAAGUGUGUGUUGUGUUUGCCAUCUGUCAGAGGCGGGACAGUUAUCUUCUGUGCAUUGGGCAGUUUAUCUCUUCCACAAGCAAUCCUCCCUCCAGGAGAGAUCUGCUUUUAAUGGGCCAUUAAUUUACAGGAGAGUGAACGUGUUUUUCACAGGCAGCUUCACAGAAACUGGAAAACGUGGGGGUUCCCAGG